AUGGAAGAUACCUUCCCGAACACUUCAUCCAGCGAAGAGAUCAGUCACGUUAGCUUCGACGCCAAAUCAUUCGCAGUGCGCAUCAAGGAGAACCAGCUUACUCUCAGCAGGGCUCGCGAGGACUACAAGCACGAGAGGAACUGUUGUGACGUCACAAUCCGUCUGCCUCGAGUGCAGCAGCAGCAGGCGGGGGGAUCGGGAGUCGGGGGAGGGGGCGAGUGCACUGUGAAGGCACACUCUGUGAUACUUGCAGCCUACAGUAACUACUUCCAUGGUGCAUUCACUUGUCCACUAGUCGAGAAACAGACCAAGGUGGUCACUCUCUCUCACCAAUGGAACGAGGCAGACCUCCUCACCAUCCUCGACAUGAUCUACGGGGGAUCCUUCGAACUGAACCAGGACAACGUGUUUGACGUACUCUAUCUCGCCGACUACCUCUUAGUCGAACACGUGACCGCAAUAUGUCUGGAGUACAUCAAAUCACACUUGACAAUUGAACAGGCCUUGGAACUCUGGAAGGUCGCGAAGAGAUCAGCAAACGCUCCUCUGAUCAAAAUAGCAAAGGAGUUUUCGUUGCGAAAGUUCUCAAAACUGGUUAAGAACAGAAACUCAGGACUCUAUGACCUGAAUAGCAAACAGCUGCUCAGCAUUAUUCGCCAAGAUGACCUCAAGAUUAGAAAUGAGAGAACAAUUCUAGACUGUGUUUAUGACUGGGCGGUCAGUGGACAGACGAGAGAGAGCGGAUCCCGCUUCGAAGACCCCAAUUUCUGCAAACUCGUCUGGCAAGGGGUCCGUCUCGGUCGAUUAACUCGCAAUCCAACUUGCAAUUGCUGCAGUUUCGCCACAAACCGGGUGGCGGAUUCGUGUAAAUGUUUCGACAUCGGAAAAGUAUGUCCCCUGCACGAACCGUCCUUUGAAGAUUACCCAAUGUUGAAUACACAUGUUCAGUCGUGCAGCGAUUGUAAGAACUCAUUGGAACGACUCAGCAAUCAGCAGACUUUCCAAGAAUUCCCGACAAAUGCUUGGAAACAAGACCCAGUGAGCAGUAUGUGGUACAAGCCGAGAACCAGUUAUGAGACUGUCGUUGCGGUCGGUGGGUGGAACGAUAAUUCUCCCACGGCAACUAUGCAAAUCUACAACCCGCAGGCGAACUCGUGGAUCAAGAUUGCCGGCGACGAACGAUCGGCUCGGGCGUAUCACGGACUAGUAGAACUUAAUGGUCUUCUUUAUUGUGUCGGAGGUUUUAAUGGCACUGAAAGAUUGAAUACAUUACUAUGUCUGGACAAUAAGACACUGCAAUGGAUUGAGAAAAGUCCGAUGCAUGAGAAGAGGUGUUAUGUUAGUGUCGUGUCUCUGAAAGGGUUCAUUUACGCCAUAGGAGGCCAUGACGGGACCACGAGACUAAAAACAGUGGAAAGAUAUGAGGCCUGUUCGAACCAGUGGACUAGGAUGCCGAGCAUGAGUUUGGUGAGGAGCGACGCCUGUGCGACCACCAAGGACGGCAGAAUAUACGUGAUCGGAGGAUUCGACGGGGACAGUGUGCACAAUGCAGUCGAAGUGUUCGACCCCGAUGACCAGACAUGGACAUUCGCCGCAUCUCUCUCAUCCCCAAGAUCUGGCGUACGUGCUAUUAGCUGCAAAGGAAAACUGUGUGUCAUCGGGGGUUUUAAUGGAGAGAGAAGACUGAAAACGAUCGAGAUUCUGGACGAACAAAAAUGCGUGUGGGAACUACAAGAUGGUUGCAUGUCCGUCGCCAGGAGCAACUUCGGAAUCGAAGUGUUCGGAAAGUACGUUGCCGUGUUCGGAGGUUACGACGACGAGCGACGUCAGACAACUGCGGCGUGUGAGGUGUUCUGCUUUGCCGAAGGAGCGUGGUUCCCGAUUGCGCCGAUGCCGAUCACGGCUGGCUGCAGUGCAUUAGCAGUUGUCACGAUCAAAAAGAUGAAUGCUCAUUUCGAUUUCGUACCAAGAAGCUCGGCAGAAUCUGAAAAAUCGAGGUAG
Molecule: messenger RNA, 2001 nt
Organism: Symsagittifera roscoffensis
Lineage: Eukaryota; Metazoa; Xenacoelomorpha; Acoela; Convolutidae
Product: kelch-like protein 10
Exons: 5
Coding region: 1-2001 (666 amino acids)
Molecular function (GO): protein binding
Source: RefSeq, a predicted model, not a curated record